CAACGCAUUAAACGCAUAUACCAGGGGCCGAAGGCUGUAAAGGAUAAACGCGGAGUAAUCCACACCUCGCGUCGUAACAAGCUGACUCCAGGGAUAAUCAUGCGUAACAUUGAGAUCAAAGCCGUAAUUCGAGAUAUUGAACAUACCAUUUCAAAAGCUACAGAGCUGAGCGACACAGCUCAGACUGAAAUUAAGCAACAUGAUAUCUUUUUCAAGACAAAGGAAGGAAGAUUAAAAUUACGAAAGUUUAAGGAUGGUACUGCAGAGUUAAUCUUGUAUAAGAGACCUGAUGUUUCUGGACCAAAGUUGUCUACCUAUGACAAAGUAUCGUUAAAUUCAGAUAUUGUUGAGUCAAUCGAAAGUAUUUUGACCCAAUCUAAUGGUAUACUAGGAGUUGUUAAAAAAACAAGACUCUUAUUCAUUGCUGGACAAACUCGAAUACACAUUGACAAAGUUGAUGGUUUGGGUAAUUUUAUAGAACUAGAGGUAGUGUUGAAAGAAGAUCAAGAUAUAAUAACUGGACAGAAGAUUGCUGACGACCUCAUGCAAGCAUUGUUCAUAAAAAAAGAUGACUUAAUCGCGGAAGCAUACAUAGAUCUGCUUAAUUCCAAAACAUAAGUAUUGUUUAUUCUGAUGUUUACAUACUUUGUAUUUCCAUACAGAUGUAAAAAAUAAUAAAUAAUUGAUUUACUUAUUCCAUGGUAUAAAAGUAUAACACAGUUCUAUUUUCUGCAAUAAAUUACGUGCCUCACGUAAUAGCAGUUUAUCUCAUUUUUCCAUUAAUUGACGUUUUACUUUUGGACGUCUGUUCUUUAUACCUGCACUUGAAAUAAGUUAAUUGUAUAA
Messenger RNA from Trachymyrmex cornetzi, 846 nucleotides. RefSeq lists its product as uncharacterized. NCBI's taxonomy places the organism in Eukaryota, Metazoa, Arthropoda, Insecta, Hymenoptera, Formicidae. The record is from RefSeq and is a predicted model, not a curated record. The transcript has 4 exons. The coding region runs from base 100 to 618 and encodes 172 amino acids.